UCCUAUAGAAAUUCUCUGUGAGCUACACUUUCAACCAAACCUAUACUCAACACUCAAUUGUAUUGUCUGUGUAUAUCUUCCUGUCUAAUCAAAAAUAUAUAUUGCAUACCGCUAAAAUAUUUAGAUUCGUUUGAUGUUUGUUGAAUUAAUUGUGCAGAUACCAUUAUCUUCAUAUGAGAAGAUUCAUCAAGUUAAAUAUUGUUUAACAUUUAUACAUAGUAGUUGAAUUCUAAUUUUGUGUGACAGAUAUAUAUCUGUAAGAAAAGAGGAGAGACGUGAUAAUCAAAAUGGUAAAAAUAGCAAUGCAAAUUACGUGUAGACUCGACAAUGUUGAGGAACUGAAGCCUUGCGGGCCCGAAUUUAGAUGGUAUCUGAAAUUUACUUGCUGCAAUUGCGGACAGAAGUCAGAUAAAUGGAAUUACGCAUCCUUGGAUGAAUCCACACCGGUUACACGUGGAAGCGGUGUUAAUCACUUUGUGAGCAAGUGCAAGCUCUGCUGCCGAGAGAACUCUAUGGCAAUAAUAGAGGAUUCAAUCAAGUCAUUUACAGCAGAUGAUCAGGGACAAUUUAAAACUAUCGUCGUAUUCGAUUGUCGAGGAAUAGAACCCUCUGACUUUUCAGCGAGAGAAGGAUGGAUAGCCAAGGCUAUAAAUGGAGGCAAAGAGUUUACUGAUGUGGAUCUUAGCGAAGGCGAAUGGGAAGACUACUGUGACAAAAUCAUGGAACCCGUUGGGAUAUAUGAGAUCAAGCAUAAGUUUGAACGGAUUAAAUAGAUUGUAUAUUUUUUGACAUGCGCAUUUUUUUUACUUAUGAAUUUUGUGACAAUUGACAGCGUUUUGGAUUUAUCAAAGUGACAAAACUAUGUUCGUCACAUGUAAAUAUGUAUGUAUAAAGCACAUACAUGCGUACACACAUAUAAUUUCUAUACUUUUUAUAAUAUUUUUGUGCAAAUUAUUAAUAUAUUCUAAUGUUAUACAUGAAACAAUAUGUAUACAAAUUUACACUUAUUAAGCUUCGUUCAAGCUUAAUUAUGUGAAGUUGAUCUUUAAGUUAUACAUAGAGCUACAUAUCUGCAACAUUUGUAGAUAAGCUUAUGCCUGUACCUGUAAUUAAUGAUAAACAUGUUAGAAAAUUAUCAUAAACUCAGAUUGAUCACAAAUAAUACACUUUCAACCAAUUAUA
Molecule: messenger RNA, 1182 nt
Organism: Pseudomyrmex gracilis
Lineage: Eukaryota; Metazoa; Arthropoda; Insecta; Hymenoptera; Formicidae
Product: UPF0587 protein C1orf123 homolog
Exons: 2
Coding region: 288-773 (161 amino acids)
Molecular function (GO): zinc ion binding
Source: RefSeq, a predicted model, not a curated record